Messenger RNA from Octopus bimaculoides (California two-spot octopus), 2797 nucleotides. Its product is annotated as general transcription factor IIF subunit 1. Gene Ontology annotation, molecular function: DNA binding; RNA polymerase II general transcription initiation factor activity; TFIIF-class transcription factor complex binding. Gene Ontology annotation, biological process: positive regulation of transcription elongation by RNA polymerase II; transcription initiation at RNA polymerase II promoter. NCBI's taxonomy places the organism in Eukaryota, Metazoa, Mollusca, Cephalopoda, Octopoda, Octopodidae. The record is from RefSeq and is a predicted model, not a curated record. Gene Ontology annotation, cellular component: nucleus; transcription factor TFIIF complex.
AACAAAGAUGGCGCGCGGGUUAUUUUGUUGAUGUUCAUUUAGCUGAAAAACUUCUUCAAUUUUAAUCUUUUCUGUGUGUUUGACGAAGCUUUGAAAAUGGCAAGUAAUCCGGUGACUGCUGGUAGCUCAACUACACAAGAGUAUACAGUCAGACUUCCAAAGGAUCGGAAAAAACGUUUUAGUAUGUUCAAGUUUGCUGUUGGCUCUGAUCUGGAUUUUUCCAAAUAUACAAAUGUCCGUUUAGAGCGAGAAAACAACUUACGAGAAUACAAAACUGCUAAUGACAUUGAUUUGAUGCCCAAAUUUGGUGCUGGCAGUGAAUUUGGUCGUGAGCAAAAAGAGGAAGCUCGGCGUAAGAAGUAUGGUGUUAUGCUAAAGAAAUACAAACCUGAGGAUCAACCAUGGCAUAUGAAAAUUGGAUCAAAACAGAACUGCAAAAGAUUCAAAGGUGUGAGGGAAGGAACAAUCUCUGACAAUACCUCUUAUUUCAUAUUCACCCAAUGUGCUGAUGGUGCGUUUGAAGCUUUUCCUGUUGAACAUUGGUAUAACUUCAAUCCUAUCAUCAAAUACAAAUAUCUAAAUGCUGAAGAGGCAGAAGAAGAAUUUAAAAAACGUGACAAAACCUUGAAUUUGUUCUCUGUGAUGAUGCGUAAGAAAAUUCGUCCUGAAGAUACGGAUCUUGAUGCUGAAGAAGGAGAAGAGAAGAAAACAAGGACAAAGAAACAGAAAGAUUUUCUUUUAACAGACUUAGAUGACUGGGCUGUUAUGUCUGAUGAAGAUGACAGGGAUGAAGAUGAUGCUCGUGAAGACAGCGACAAUGAUAAUAAACCAGAUAAACCCCAAAAGAAAGAUACAAAAACUGUUAAAAUUAAAAAGAACUCCAAGAGCAAUUCUGAUAACGAAGCAAUUGAAGAAAGUGAUGAAGGUGAUUAUGAUGAUCGUGAAGUGGAUUAUAUGACUGACUCAGCCAGUAGUAUGUCUGAAAUUGAGGACCGUGACAAAGAAGAGAAGUAUGAGGAAAAAGGUGUUGAUGAAGAAACUGGUUUAAGAAAACUGAUUGAUUCUGAGGCCAGCAGUGAUGAAGAGGAACAGAAGAAUGAGGAUGAGGAAAACGAGGAUAUAAAAGAUGAAAAGACCAAAAAAGAUAGUGACAGCAGUUCAUCUUCAUCUGGAAGUGAUUCUGAUAUGGAUGAGAAACGUACUUCUCAACUCCUAAAGAUUAAAGAGAGAUCCAAAAAAGUUCUGGAGAAGAAAGCGGCUCCUGCUUCAACUGCUUCUUCUGCAGCACAACCUGAGGAAAAGAAAGUCCUCCCACAGAAACGAAAAGCUGAACCAGAAACAUCAUUUGCAAGUAAAAAAGUGCGAACUGAGAGUCCUGUUGGGAAUGUUCCAUGCACUAGCAGUGAAGGAAUUUCCGAGGAGAGUAUCCGGCGUUAUUUAAUGCGUAAGCCCAUGAGUACAAAAGACUUGUUACAGAAGUUCAAAUCGAAAAAGUUAAAUAUGACCAAUGAACAGUUGACCAACUGCAUUGCACAGCUGCUGCGCAAAAUCAAUCCUGACAAAAUGACUAUAAAUAAAACUCUUUAUUUGUCAUUGAAGAAACCUGAGUAAUAAGUGUAUAAUAGUAAUAAUGAUAAUAACGAUAAUAAUUAUAAUAAUAAUAAUAUAAACAUUUUAAUGAAUGAAAUUUUAAAAAAUGUAACUUCUAGAACUCUGUGUUAAAAAGAAAAAUAUGUAAAAACGCUGCUCAAAAAUGAGUAAUUAAAACAUUUUCUCUGAAAGACUAUUUAACAGAUUUGAGCUUGAGCAAAAUGAGAAGUGUUUUAACGAAGUGUCUUUUUUUUUUAAGAUAAUUCUAUAGUUUAAUGAGAAAUAUUAUUAUUCUACCUCCAAUAUAUUUUAGUAAUUUGUCUACAUCUUAGCUGAAGAUGACUCAAUGAAUUCUUAGAUUGAAUUUCUCAUUCCGAUUAAUGAUUUUUUAUAUUUUUUGCAUUUUUUUUUUUUUUUUGAUGGUGAUCUUGAAAUCAGAUAAAGCAUAACAUUACAAAAAACAAGCCAAAACCCAUCACUUUUUAUAAAUAUUAUAACAAAGAGUAAUAAUUGCAAUGGAACAAUGACAUUUUUUUUUUAUUGUAUGUCAUCAUCAUCAGCAUCCUUUUACAUCUGUUUUUCCAUGUUGGCAUGAGUUGACUGAGUCUCAUCACUGGUUGUGUUCUGCACUACUUUGCACACAGAGCAACAGAAACCAGCCAAAAUUAUUGUUGUUUUGAUGUCUUGUAGUGUGGAUUAGGUGCAUUUUAUCAUGCCACUACCAGCACUAGAGAUGUUGUCCCAUGCAGAGGGGGGAAUGAAGCAGCACCCUUUACUUUGAAUCAGUUCUUAUUUGGAGUUACUGCCCUCCUAGAUAGCUUGUAAUGAAGCUUGCAGCACCCAUGCCUUCUGCAUUCUAUUUUGUUGUAUGAUUCCUAUUGCUUGAUGAUCAUCCUAUCACCAACCACUAUAUAGAAUGUACUUGGUGUAUUUGAUCAUAUUAUUGGCUCAAGACAAGUUGUCCUGUACCAGAUGACUAAAAAGAUCAUGCUACCCUUUUAUCAAUUCCUCUUCAAAGUUACUACCUCCUAGAUGGGUAAUCUACAUUAUAAAUUGUGCAGCCAAUUAUUAUAUGCAUAUUUCAAAAUAUAUAUUCUUGAUCUUCAUUUCUCCACCUGAUCAAUGCUCUCUGAGCAAGAAACUCAGAGUGGCAUCAAAGUGCAGAUGAGAAUCACCAACUUUGAAUGAAUAAACUCUACUAUAUGUA